This is a messenger RNA of Manis pentadactyla (Chinese pangolin), 11505 nucleotides long. It is a transcript of the gene AGAP1, whose product is annotated as ArfGAP with GTPase domain, ankyrin repeat and PH domain 1. Gene Ontology annotation, cellular component: nucleus. Lineage: Eukaryota; Metazoa; Chordata; Mammalia; Pholidota; Manidae. The transcript is spliced from 20 exons. Gene Ontology annotation, molecular function: GTPase activator activity; GTP binding; GTPase activity. Bases 512 to 3964 code for a protein of 1150 amino acids. The record is from RefSeq and is a predicted model, not a curated record.
CGGCGCGCAUUUCCAUUUUAAACCGCCGCCCGCCCGCUCCUCGGCCGCGGCCGGCCCAGCUGCCCGCGCAGCCCGGCCCCGGAGUGGCGAGACUGCGGAGCCGCCGAGCCGUGCAAAAAAGGCCCGAAGAUGCGAGCGGGCCCUGCGCCGUAGACAAUGAAGCCGCGGGCUUCGCCGCCCGCCGCGGGCCCUGCGCGCCGCGGCCGCACCUGCCGGCGAAACCGUCCGCGCGCUUGAGCGCCCGCCCGCCCGCCCCCUCCGCCCAUGGCCCAGCGGCCCGCGCCCAGACCCCCGCACUCGGGCCGCGCGGCGCACGGGCUGGCGGGCGCCAGGGGCGCCGUCCCCGCGGCGUGAGCGUGGCCCUCGCGGCGGGCGUGGGCCCCCCCUCCCCCGGGCGCGCCCUCUCUCCCCGCCUCGCCCGGCGACCGCCCUGACCGCGCGUUCCGGCCCGCGGCGCGCUGGAUGCGGCGGGGCUCUGGCGGGCGGCGCGGCAGCCGCGGCCCCGGGCGACAUGUACCUGCUGGACGGCAGCGGCGAGCCUGCGCCUCCGCCCGCGGACGUCAUGCCUCGCGGGACGCCCCCCAGGAAGACCGUCUACCGCAUCUCCGUGACCAUGGUCAAGAAGGAGCGGCUGGCCGCGCCGGGCCCCGGCGGCCCCAACCCGCGCCCGGCCCGGAGGCCCCGGGCCGCGCGCUCUCCGGACGCGCCCGGGCGGCUCGUGGAGGAGGCCGAGGAGGCGGCGGGCGCCGAGGACCCCGCGAGCCGCCCUCCGAGCGCCGGGGUCUUCCGCACCUUCCGCACCCGCAGCACCGGGCAGCUGGAGCUCGGGCGGCUCCGGCCGUGCGCACGCGGCCCGGAGCGCGCGGCCCUGGCGGGCAGCCCCCCGUCCGCGGAGGAGGGGCCCGGCUCGCCUGCGCCGGGCAGCCCGGACUUGGACGAGACCGGGGGCGCGCCCCUGCGGCGGAGCCUCAGCUUCAGGCACUGGAGCGGGCCCGAGACGCCGCGGGGCCGCGGGAGGCGCCACAGCAGCUCCGGGAGUCUGGCCUGGGCGCCGGGUGGCGAGGCCGAGGCCGGCCCGGGGACCGCCCCGGAGCCCGCGGCCGUCGCCCAGCCUGCCCCGGAGAAGCGCAACACCCUGGACGUGGGCGAGGUGCUCAGCAAAAACGACACGCUGUCGGACCUGGAGCGCUGGGAGCGCAGCAAGAGCAAGAACCGCACGCUGGACAACAGCGACCUGCAGCGGCUGGAGCGCGCGCGGGCCGCGGCCGCCGGCCCCGGCUCGGCCUCGGAGCACCGGCUGCUGCGCUUCUUCAGCGGCAUCUUCGCGCGCAGGGACGGCGCGCCCUGCGGCGGCCCCUCUCCUCGGAGCGGCGCCUCGCGGGCGCGCGGCUACUUCAGCAGCCUGCGGCGGGCCCCGGCCGACGCGCACUCGUCCAGCGGCGAGAGCAUCGACGGGUCCCCGCGCAGAGAUGCCUUUGUGAACAGCCAGGAAUGGACACUGAGUCGGUCUGUCCCGGAGCUCAAAGUGGGAAUUGUGGGUAACUUGGCCAGCGGCAAGUCGGCCCUGGUGCACCGGUACCUGACCGGCACGUACGUGCAGGAGGAAUCUCCCGAAGAUAUGGACGCAGGUGGCAGAUUCAAGAAAGAGAUUGUUGUUGACGGGCAAAGCUACCUGCUGCUGAUCAGAGAUGAAGGGGGCCCCCCCGAGGCGCAGUUUGCCAUGUGGGUGGACGCCGUUAUAUUUGUCUUCAGCUUAGAGGAUGAAAUAAGUUUCCAGACCGUUUACCACUACUACAGUCGGAUGGCCAACUACCGGAACACGAGCGAGAUCCCUCUGGUUCUGGUGGGAACCCAGGAUGCCAUAAGCUCCACUAACCCGCGGGUCAUCGACGACGCCCGAGCAAGGAAGCUGUCCAGUGACCUCAAGAGGUGCACAUACUACGAGACGUGUGCCACGUACGGGCUGAACGUGGAGAGGGUCUUCCAGGACGUUGCCCAGAAGAUUGUUGCCACAAGGAAGAAGCAGCAGCUGUCCAUAGGGCCUUGCAAGUCGCUACCCAACUCUCCAAGCCACUCGUCUGUCUGUUCUGCACAGGUGUCUGCUGUGCAUAUAAGCCAGACGAGCAAUGGAGGUGGGAGUUUAAGCGACUACUCCUCGUCCGUCCCGUCGACGCCGAGCACCAGCCAGAAGGAACUGCGGAUCGAUGUCCCUGCCGCCAACACGCCCACACCUGUCCGGAAGCAGUCCAAGCGCCGGUCCAACCUGUUCACCUCUCGGAAAGGAAGUGACCCAGACAAAGAGAAGAAAGGCCUGGAGAGCCGAGCAGACAGCAUUGGGAGCGGCCGAGCCAUCCCCAUUAAACAGGGCAUGCUGCUAAAGCGAAGCGGCAAAUCAUUGAACAAAGAGUGGAAAAAGAAAUACGUCACCCUGUGUGACAAUGGCGUGCUGACCUAUCAUCCAAGUCUGCAUGAUUACAUGCAGAAUGUUCACGGUAAAGAGAUUGAUCUUCUGCGAACCACUGUGAAAGUCCCAGGGAAGAGGCCACCCCGAGCCACGUCGGCCUGCGCACCCAUCUCCAGCCCUAAAACCAAUGGCCUCUCCAAGGACAUGAGCAGUUUACACAUCUCGCCAAAUUCAGGGAAUAUCACUAGUGCGUCUGGGUCUCAGAUGGCAAGCGGCAUCGGCCUGGGCCCCUUCGGCAGCCGACCGGACGGCAUGCAGCAGCGUUCCUGCUCCGUCUCCAGUGCUGACCAGUGGAGUGAGGCUACGGUCAUUGCAAACUCGGCCAUCAGCAGCGACACGGGGCUGGGCGACUCCGUGUGCUCCAGCCCAAGCGUCUCCAGCGCCGCCAGCCCCAAGCUCGACCCGCCCCCCUCUCCCCACGCCAACAGAAAGAAGCACCGGAGGAAGAAAAGUACCAGCAACUUCAAGGCCGACGGGCUGUCCAGCGCGGCUGAAGCCAAACGCAAGGCAUGGAAACUAAACCGUGUUGGUAGCCUGCGAAAUAUAUACAGCAGCAGUGCCAACACAGAAGAACAAGAAGAAAACUUUGAGUUUAUCAUUGUGUCCCUCACUGGCCAGACGUGGCACUUUGAAGCCACCACUUAUGAAGAGCGAGAUGCGUGGGUCCAAGCCAUCGAGAGCCAGAUCCUAGCCAGCUUACAGUCGUGUGAGAGCAGCAAGAAUAAGUCCCGGCUGACAAGCCAGAGUGAGGCCAUGGCCUUGCAGUCGAUACGAAACAUCCGAGGCAAUUCGCACUGCGUGGACUGCGAGACCCAGAAUCCUAACUGGGCCAGCUUGAACUUGGGAGCCCUCAUGUGCAUCGAGUGCUCAGGGAUCCACCGGAACCUUGGCACCCACCUUUCUCGAGUCCGAUCCCUGGACCUGGACGACUGGCCCAUCGAGCUCAUCAAGGUGAUGUCAUCCAUUGGAAACGAGCUGGCCAACAGCGUCUGGGAGGAGAGCAGCCGGGGGCGGACGAAGCCGUCUCUGGACUCCACCAGGGAAGAGAAGGAGCGUUGGAUCCGGGCCAAGUACGAGCAGAAGCUCUUCCUGGCUCCGCUGCCAUGCACAGAGCUGUCCCUCGGCCAGCACCUGCUGAGAGCCACCGCCGACGAAGACCUGCGGGCAGUCAUCCUGCUGCUGGCGCACGGCUCCCGGGACGAGGUGAACGAGACCUGCGGGGAGGGCGAUGGCCGCACGGCGCUGCACCUGGCCUGCCGGAAGGGAAACGUGGUCUUGGCCCAGCUCCUGAUCUGGUAUGGGGUAGACGUCAUGGCCCGCGACGCCCACGGAAACACGGCGCUGGCCUAUGCCCGGCAGGCCCCCAGCCAGGAGUGCAUCGGCGUCCUGCUGCAAUACGGCUGCCCCGACGAGCGCUUCGUGCUCAUGGCCACCCCCAACCUGUCCAGGAGGAACAACGAUCGGAACAACAGCAGCGGGAGGGUGCCGACCAUCAUCUGAGCGCCGCCGCGGCCGCGCCCUCCCUCGGAAGCCACGACACGUGAGUCCCGUCGCGUCCCCUCGCUUCCCGGGGGUCGCCUGCCCCCCACCCACCCUCACCCCACGUGAAAUCACAAAACCUGACAGUCCUCAAGGGGCGAAGAGGAGGCCAGGAGGCCGCAGAAUCGAUCCCUUCUCAUACACUCCCCUAAACGACAAACGGGAGCGACCGCCGGGCCUUGGUUCACUGCUGAAGCACACGGGGAGGGACCCUCAUCCGGUGGCCCUAGACAGAGCAUGGCACAAGGCACGGGGACGAGGGGGAGGGGAGGCGAGGAGCAAGGAGAAGGGGUAACUCUCCUUAACUGGCAGUUAAGCACAUCAGUACAUUUCACCUCUACCAAAUGGAACACUUGGAUUUCAUCUCUUCUCCGAGGAGCUUGACGGCAUAAAUCAGAAGCAAGCAGAGUUUGUCGGGUUUGAAGCCCCUAUGAUGGUAUGUGUCAAAUCAGUUGUAGCUAAUCUGUCCAGGGAGAAUACUGGCUUCAUUACACUUGUAUAGUUGAGUUCUUCCAGCAUUACCGCUGUUUAAUAGAACAUGAUUAGUCAUCACCGAGAAGAAAGCAUAUUAGCCGAGGAGGUAGUUACGCAGCACGCUCUGAUGAUUGCCACGAUGUGAUUGCAAUACUCUUAGAAGCAUCAUAUUAUCCCAGACAUGUUCUCCCGAGCCCUUGGAGCCCUCCUUUCUAAAUUCACUGUCAUAAUUUAGUAUCUGUUUAAUUUUUCAGUGCAAAGAGAGGAAAUCAGUUGCCGAGUAUUAUUUGACUGCAGUCUCCUUGGUGCAGAAACAAACUGGGAAAAUAAGUCAGAGUAACUUGGAAAUUCAAAAGGAGAUCACUAUGUCAGCUAACAAUAGCAUUUUGAGUACAUUUGGUAAACUAAGUAAAUGCCUAAAAGGCUGUUUUCUCCAAACACGAGAGAUCCUUUAUUUCCUUUGCCAAGGGGAUGUGUUGGGUCUCAGACACUCCUGGGCCGUGCUGCCCAAGUCACACAGGCUUCUGUAUUAUGUCUUUAGAUAAGAUGUGUGAAAAUCUAUUUGAAUAAAAGAAGUUCAUAAAUAUGCAUUGAUUUUUGUACAGACAAAUGGCACCUCUGUUAAUUUAUAAAUUGAACUGGAUGUGAACUAAUAAUGUGCAACUAGUUGAGAUAAGGGGGUUACAGAUCAUUGUACAUGGAAAAUAUUCCCAGCAGUAAACACUUCCAUUAAUGUGAUAUACAGCUUUUAAAGAGGAACAUAUCAGAAUAAGAUGGUGGUACAAUUUGCUUAUUAAAAUGGAGAGAGAAAAAGAAGACACGGAAGCAUAUCCAAGAGGGGAAGGGGGCGUGGGAUUUCACAGUGCGGAAAGUGUGACUGAGAUCUGAUGCCACUUUUGCCAGCCCCGGGGGGUUUGCAAAGGCAGAGGUGAGCAGCGGCCCACGGGUCUGCAGCUCACACUGGCUUCUGAGCUUCCUGAAGACUCGGACUCGGUGGCCAGACCCCCCAUUUUAGUACACCCCCUGACCUGGCAUGGGGCUGCUUCAGACCUCAGCUGCCUUCAGUGUGGUGGCCCAACAGUAAAGCCAGGCAUGAUGCUCUAGGUUAAAAUGAGAGGGGGUGGCUGUGCCUGGAGCCCUUUUAGCAGCAUGGCGGGGGAAGAGGGCAGCCACCUCCGGAGACAACACGGAGGGACGCGGCAUAGGAACACCGGGCACCUCGCCCCGCAGCCCCCAGGGACGUCCCUUGCUCUCAAAUAUUAAUCCUUCUAUUUUGUAAGAGUCUUUCCUCUUCUUCCACUUAAAAAAAAAAAAAAUUAAAGUAACUGGGGAAUAAAAUAAAGCUUUACACAGAAUUUAUAUGUGGGUCAGUGUUUCAUGGACAUUUCUAACCUGACUCAGCCAAGUGGGAUUCAGCGGCUUCUAGGAACACCGGGUUCAGAAGCCACAAGUCUGAGAGCCUUGACCUCAGGUCCAUAAUCCCUCCACUCUAUGUUGAAUUCUGUGUUUCUUCACUGUGUAGUUAUUUUAAAUGUGAAUAGAGAAAAAAAAGUCAUUGCCUAUUUUUGAAGAACACACCACUGUUCUAAUCCAGCUGAACACAUCCGCCUCACAGCCUAUAGCGUAGACUUUAUGUAGUGAACGCAGAUACAGUACAAACGAAACUCUUAAAUUAUUUCAUCGUAGCUGAUUCCCACGGUAGGAAUGCUUUAUCACAGUGAAGCCUUCUUUUGAAAAGAAAAGGAACUCCUUGUAAGGCUUCUCUUUGAGAUGUAUAUGAGUGUGUACAUAUGAUUAUAUGUGUUUAUAAUAUAAUAUUUUCCCGAAUGACUUCUUUUUCACUUAGCCUUUCACACCCUGAAUGCCAGAUUGGUUUCUUUCCCCUUCCCUCCCUCGGGCACGGGGACUGCAUUGAUUCCUCCUCAGAAAACUCGACCCUUCUCUCUUCUACAAUUUUUAGCCAUGUUGAUCUGCUGCAGGAGACAGCCCGCUUUCUUGAGACUGCGUUUUGGCAGCAGAGGAAGGUGGUAGUGCGUUUUAAGGGGUUUCCUUCAUCAUAAAGGCGACUGGCGGUUAAUCUGGUUGUAUUUCAGUGUCAAACUGGAAAUCCUUUCCUCACUGACAGCGCUCUUUCCCGCCUUCAAGCCUAAUACCAGGGCUGGGGAAGCAAGACCCAAGGGCCAGGGCCGGAAAUACCCAGUCAGGGAAGGAGGUCGAGUUUCCAUUGUUUACUCCCGUGUGAAUUCAGUGAAGUGACAAUGACACGAGAAACCACCACUGCAUAAUCACCUAACCUUUUCUACUCAGAUUUAAAAUUAUCCUUGAAUGAGAGCCACCUGCUGGGGAAGGCCUGCACGCAGGCUGUCACAUAUGAGGGUGACCCACAGGGGACAGGGACAUGCCACAGACCUCGCUGGACUCCUCUUGUGGUGGUGGAAACCCUGCCCCAGUGGGAGGGACACGCCCUUGGCUCUGACCGUGCACAGGACAGGUGGGCCUCAGUGCUGGGGUGGACAGGUGGCUUUCACCCAGCCCGGCGCCCCUAUCGUGGUCUGUGGUCCCCGCUGUCUCCUGUAGCCCCCGGGAGAUGCGCAGCUCGAGGGUGGGUGAUGUGUUCUGGGGUCUUUGGUCCCACAAGCAGUGCGUGCUACAUGCCAUUAUCAGCAAGCAGGUGAAGGCAGUGGCGUGCCUGCUGAUCACAGGGCUUCUGGGCAGCUCUUUCCAAUUACCUGUGACUAGAACCCCUAGGUCGGCACAUUCUCUGUGGGGCCGUGAGCCCGGCCAGGGCCCUUGCAGCCAGCCCCAAGCCUCGCAGCUCCACGCCUCUCCCACAGCUCCCCCCAGCCUGACCAGGCCUGCUUGGCCCCGGGCUCCGCCAUGCCCCGUAGGCACGGGUCUUCCCAGUGUUGUGGCAUCCGCAUGCAUUCAGGGUCAUUCCCUACGCCUUCAAAGGAGCUGCGGUACAUUAGGGAAAACACUCCGGUGAGAAAGAGUAGGGACAGCCCUGGGACCAGGCAGAGCCGGCCCGCCUGGCUCCCCACCCUCCUCUGUCGCCCUGGGCAAGCGUCCAGCUUCACGGGCUCUUUUUCCUGGUCUGUGAAACCAGGGUGGCGCUGCACGGCCUGAUGACGCUUGGAACCAGUGUGACAAAUGCCAGCCAGCCACCGGCCAGGGGCUGGCUGCUCAGGAAACGGGAGCAUUUAUUAAGAACAGAAAUGCUGAUGGGACUGAAGCCAGAGCACAGGCCCGGGAGGCUGCCCCCCAGCUGGCCCCACGUCCUCAGCAGGCGCCCGGUGGGGAGGCGAAGGUGGCUCUGCCAGCCCCUCCCCAGAGCCUCCAGCCCUCCUGUGUGCCGCCCCAGGCACUGGGAACAGUGUCUUUGGCCUGAAGAGUCCCCCUCCCCCAGAGACUGAGCCCCCAGCGGCCACUGACCGAAAUCCAUCCUCCACUGUUUAGUCUGAGUUUGAUUCUGCAGAGGCCAAGAGAGGGUUGAGUCUCGCCCUCGUGGCGUUCACUCGUGUUGCUUCAGGCCCAGGACAACCCAUCUGUCUCUCUCGCCCUGGUUGUCUGCUUGACAGGCCUCCCUGCCCACAGAGGCCACCUUCCCAUCGCUGGGAGGCCGCUGUGACUCACACAUCGGUCCCCUUCCAGUGCUCCUUCUAGAGUCCGAGCUCACUGGCCCGCGCCCUGGCCUGCAGACUGGCUGUAGGCUCCGCAGCCGCCCUGUCUCCCUCGCUGGCACUGCCCUCACACUCAGUGACGGCGCUCACCUGGGCCCGUGCCUGCCCUGGGUAAACACAUCUCCCCCCCACGAGUGGCCAUUGGGUCCUGCCCGGCCGCCAGCCCGAGCUGCGCUCACAGGUGACCUGCGUCCCUCUGGCUCCAACAGUGCCGGUCUUUCUGGUGUUUAGGAAGGACCCCUCCCAACUCUGCCUCCCUGCAUUUAGAAAGUUCUGGAAAGACAGAGAAAGUCACAGUCCCACCUAGGGAUGUUCAGAAACUUUGCAGCAAUAUCAGUCCUCUAAGGGGAGGUGUGAUUGGGUCUCAAAAACUUCUCAAAAGGCGAAGGAUUAGAAAGCAAAUCCAUCACCCACCCCCGCCCCCGGGCCGCUUCCCUCCCCCAGCACCUGCUCUGCUCCAUCCCUCAUGCAGCCCACAAGGUCAGCGUGACUUUUCUAGAACUCCCCUGGAUUGUAUUUAUGUCCUUCAAGCAAAGAAAUUGAAAAGCAGCCGGGAAGGAAUUCAAAUAGAAAUGUGCUGAAGAUACACAUCUUCCUUUCCCGGGAAAUAUAAUUCAUUUCUAACUGCCUCAAACAUGGGUUUCCCGUGCUGUGAAGUCCCAUCUCCAAAUGAUUUUCACCCUCAUCCUUCACCAAAAAGCUAAAUAAGGGCCUUUGGCAUUAAGACUUGCAUUUUUUCACUUUUAGCAGUUUUUAGCCACGUGUUUCUCUUUCGGACUUGGGAAGCCCUGUGGCCAGUGACUCCUUGGUGUGGAUGGCCCGGCCAGGAUCCCCAGGUGCACUGCUCCGGUGGGUAGGGGGUUAGGGGUCCCGCCCCCCACAUGGCGUGCUGAGAGGAGGCAGCUGUCCCUGCUCAGCUCUGUGCCCCACGCCACCGAAGGGUCCCCUGUUAGUCAAGCUUCUAAAUCAGGCUGCCUUCCAGUGAAAGUGUCAAAUCCCUACCAGUUAUUCAGAAGAGAGAAGGGGAGGGGACGGUUGCUUGCAGUAGGUGGAAACAGUGCUGUGACCUCAUGAUGGAAGAGACGAUGCCACUCAGGGCCAGCAAGCCCGUGUUGGACCCACACCCCUCACCUCACAUCUAACAACUUAGCCAUUAGUAUUUCAAAGCACAAGAGUUCUUCCCCUUAGAGGAGAAAUGCUGUCCUUCAGUAGAUUUUUUUAAACAGUAUGUAUAGAUUCCCUGCUUACUUUUGGAUGUCUCCUGCUUUUUAAACAUAGAUUAUCACUUUUUUCCAGUUUGGAUCCGAGUUGAUAUUAGAGGACAUUUUAUCACCAGGGGGUUCUAUAAAACCAAAUGUCAGUUUUUAAUCUGUGGUUUUUAAAAUGCCCAAGUUCUAGAAAUACUUCAGUGUCCCCAGUGGAGUAAAUACCCUCCCCAAAGCGAGGGGUCAGCGCCCACCAGCCUGACAGCCUCCCCUGACUGCGUUCCAUCCACAAGGUGCUGUCCUGCUCUCAAAUGGCAGCAUUCAGUCUGGGCACUUGCCCCUGGUUGGCAUAAACACCUUGUCUGAGGCCCUCAUCCCUUCCAGAGGGCGUUCGGUGCCCAGAGGUGGGCAGGGCUGGGGCAGGGAUGCCCCACAGGAACCCACCAUGGCUCUGAAGGCUGUAGGGGUGCAGGUGGGAGCUGCUUUGGUGAAAUGGACAGACAAUCUCGGGCUCCUAACCAUGUGGCAAGUGGCAAGGCGAGGUGCCCUCAGGAGCUCAGGAGAUUGGCCAGGGCUUUAUACUUGGCCUGGCAAGUGGCAUCGGUAGAGAAAGCCCCCAAAGUUCAUGGUCAAGCUGUAUGAUAGAGACCCACCUGUCAAAGUCCGUCAGGACGCAUCUUGUGCCCCUUGUCAGUGGGAACCACACCACCUUUGUCUCAAGGAGCAGGUGAAGGACAGGAACCAAAUAAGAAGCAAGAGCAUUUGGGGAAUCUUCCAGAUGGAACAAGCCCCUUCACACACAGGCUGUUGGGAGCAGUUGCCCCUGAUCAGAUUAUGCCCUGAUGCCCCUGGUGUCCACACUGGUGUGGGGAGUGAAUAUCUGAGCGGGUUCAAAAACCCUUGUAAAGAAGAGGUUCAACAGCCCUCAGAGGCCACCCGUUGGUGAUUGCUUGUGUGUACGUUGAGCGUUAGGUCUUGAAGUUCAUCCCAGGCCUUUCCCCCCCGGGGUAACACCCGCACGUAGCAAUCCUGAGUGAGAGGCCUCUUGCAGAGACCCUGGUGGCAGCCCAGCCAGUGGCCACGGAGUGGGGCCCUGCGACUGGCAUUCCAGUAGCAGCCCGGGGGAACCAUGCCUCCUGGCCGGAUUCCCCAGGGUGGGAGGGCAGAAUGGACCGAGUGGGCCGUGAGCUGGGGCCCGCCCAGGGACAUGGGCUCACUCACUGCUCGGGUGACCCGCCACACGCCUCCCAGGCCAGCCCCAGAGGCCCCAGCACUUCCCUGCCCACAACUGUUUCAGGGACACAGGUGGGUAUGAGGGGGGACUGGACUGUUCCACAGUGGGUAGGCACCGCUUGAUGGCAGCCCGUGCAGCUUAGUGUUAGAAGUAAGGCCUUCUCCAAACCGUGAAAACCACUCCAUGUUGCAGCCUCUGCCUGGCUGCACCCCCACCUGCUGGGGAGGACCCCAAGUGCCCUUGAUCAAAGGCGCUCCCAGGAGCUCCCGGAGGCCAGGAGCUGGUGGCUGGGGAAGGGCUGGGCCAGUCGGCCACAGCGGCCCAGGCACAGCCAUGCAGGGUCCUGGCAAGACCUCCUGCCCCAGACAGCCCUGCGCUCUCUGGUCUGUGACAUUGAAGUGAGGUCUCACCAGGCCAGGGGGUGUGUUUCCGAAAGUGGAGCCUGAGCAGGUGAAAGGCGGAGCUGGAGGGGCACUUCUAGGAGGGCACAGGGAGGGCCGGCUCUUUGCCCACCUUGAGCACGUUUUUCUGUUUCUGUAAAUAACCAUGUACAGAAGAUGGAAGAGCAGCCUGGGGUUUAUCCAGAGUUGGGCUUGAUUUUUUUUGGUGGGGCGGGUUGUUUUUAUAUUACCUCAUUCAGCCAGUUUAUGUUCCACCAUGACUCAACGAUGCUUUAUUUAUAUUGUUUGUACUGUAAUUAAAACCAUUGACAGACAUUUCACUUUGUUAUUUCAUAUGAUUUUGUUCCAAUUAAUAUGCCAGUUUGUAUUUUCCUGCGUUGGGAAUUUUUGUGUCAGCUGUACAGUAUUCUAAGGGGAAAGAAAAGAAAAAGAAAAAUGUGUAAAGUAAUGGAGAGAGGUGGCUAUAGUGUAGAGGCCUCUUUCUAAUAAAGAAAUGAAAAUACGCCCA